Molecule: messenger RNA, 4823 nt
Organism: Cephus cinctus (wheat stem sawfly)
Lineage: Eukaryota; Metazoa; Arthropoda; Insecta; Hymenoptera; Cephidae
Gene: Vps8
Product: vacuolar protein sorting-associated protein 8 homolog
Exons: 15
Coding region: 715-4635 (1306 amino acids)
Biological process (GO): endosomal vesicle fusion; protein targeting to vacuole
Cellular component (GO): HOPS complex; late endosome
Molecular function (GO): protein binding
Source: RefSeq, a predicted model, not a curated record
GAUAUUAAUUGAUUCUUUGGAUUUUCUUCAAGGAUUUGGAAAUAUUACAGCUGUGGUGGUGAGAAGUAUCCGUAGUCACGUAAAGAAGGAAACAUUUGUACUCGUUGCCUGGGAUACAUAUAGCAACCUGGAGAAUACAAUCGACUAUAUAAGUAGUAAAGAAUAAGUGACUUCGAUAACAUUUUAUCUUUGUUAUUCUUUCCUGGAUUAAUUUCCUGAUCAAUUUUAAUAACUAAUAUUGAAAUUAAUUUAAACGCAUCAAUAUAGUCUAGGGUGUAUCAUGGUCUAGGGUAUAUAUAUACUUAUUGGUGUUAUUAGUUUGCAUAAUAUAUUUGCAUUAGCCGGCUAGGGGCUGAGACGAAGUAAGAAAACGCUGUGAAUAUUACAAUAAUGUUAUGAAAUAUUAAAAUACUGAAAGUAUAAUACGACAUUGUAUAUAUAGAAAAUAAAGGAUUUCAUUUAUACUUAUUUAAUUGACAUACAAAUUCUUACUAUCUGCCACAAACGAAAUGACCUCUGCUGGUAAACAAGUAUCUUGUUUCGAUAAUGCCACGAUAUUGUAAUAAUAGAAGCUAUAUCAUUGAUCAUUGGUAGUAUUUUAUUUACUAUAUUGUUUGGAGUAAAUCGAGUAUAAAUGUUAAUGAUAUAAAGAUGCAUUGAAAUUUAGUAACUGAUUGUGAUAUCAAUGAGUCUUUACCAGUCAUCAGCUGUAAAAUGACAGAUAGAAUAAAAAUGGCUGAAAAUGGGUUGGGAUCUGAUGUUGGAUCAGUGGAAAAUCUUGCUACCGAGGCGAUUAACUUAGAUAUUGAAGAGCUUGACGAUGCAGAGUAUGCAAUACCAGCUGUGGAGGAAUUACCCUCCUUAGAAAGUAUCUUGACUGAACCAGAUUGUGGUUCACUCUCAGGAACAGAAGAUGAUUUAGCUUCAACAUCUAUAGAAAAAUUAGGAGGUAGUGAAACUGCUAGUGUUGGCAGUCUCCUGUCUUUAAACUCUUUAAGUAAAUCUCUAAGACCUCCACAGCCACCAUCAUCUGGAGCAAUUUUACGACACAUCAUCCUCAGAGGAAUAUCUUCUCAGAUAGUAUCUGCUAGUGAACGAGUUAAUGCUGGCUUGGCUAGUGCUGUUGCUGCUGGUGGCAAUAUGUUAGUUAUAGGUACAAGUCAUGGACUGGUCUUAGGCUUUGAUUCAUCUCAAACUUUAAGAUGGUGUGAUCAAGAAGCAAGACAUCAAGGUUCAGUGUCUGCAUUAGGAUUCAAUCAUGACGGUAGCAGACUCCUUGCAGGUUUUGCAAGGGGACAUAUUUUAAUGAUAGAUAGUGUUAACGGAAAGGUUCUAAGAACAUUAACAGAGGUUCAUCCACCUGGCACUGCUGUAUUACAUGUUAAAUUCACAGACUCACCAAAACUAGCUCUGUGCAGUGAUAGUGGCGGUUCUGUAUUCGAAUUAAGUUUCACACGAGUAAUGGGAGUUCGUGGUUGCGACAGCAAGUGUCUUUUUAGUGGAUCCAGAGGAGAAGUAUGCACCCUGGAACCAUUACUGUUAAAUCGCUUACCUACGCAUCCGCUAAAAAAUUAUACACUGGUAGCCAUGGCCACGCUGUCAAAGGUAAUAGUUGUGUGCAUAAGGCCACGAAUGCGAGUGGUGUUAACACAUGCAUUAAGUGGUCUAUCAGUUUCACCACCUCAAGUAUCCUGGCAACUUGUUGUUAUACAAACUGCUGAUGCUUCUCGUGUAGUCGAUCCUGUUUUGGCACUUGCCAGAGACAAUAUUGUGCAUUUUUACCAGGUGUGUACAGAAGCAGGAUCCAGAGUACGAUUAUCUCCUCUACAAAGGGUCAUACUUCCAUACACAAUCAGCAAUUUACGUUGGCUAAAUGCAAGAUCUUUAGCAAUGCUGGACACGCAGGAAAGAUUACACUUGAUGGAUGUUAGAACGCAGGAUAAUCUUGAAACAUUAGAUAUGAGUCGUGUAGGGAUCUCAUAUGCAUCGAGUCAUUUUAAGGGAUUAUCCACAGGAGGAAAUGUUUCUAAGGCAAUGGCUUUAGCUGGAGAACGAGCAUGUUACAAUACAGUGAUACCCUGUGGAAACCAGCUUUUAUUAUUAGGAACCAAAAGUAUACAUGCAGUGAGCAUAAGAACUUGGACAGAAAGGCUACGUCAUUUAACUCUUCAAAGACGGUUUAUUGAAGCUCUUACUUUGGGUCUUUCUUUCUAUCAAGACAAAGGAAAGGCAGUGGUGGGUCUACGCGGAUCUAAGCAACGCCGUAAGCAAAUAGCUCGCGAUAAAGUUUGCCAAGUUCUUAUUCAGUAUAUGGAUGAGCUUAAUCAUACUCCUACGGAUGACAAUACGGAUUCAGAGAUAGUAUCUAUCUGCGUGGAUUAUUGUGUUCAGCUGGAGAAUGCAGAAUUGCUAUUUGGAAGACUAUGGGACUUAGUAUCCGAGUCUGAUGGACUUAAAGGAACUUUUUUACGCGUUUUGGAAGCUCCACUACUUGAUGGUAGCCUUCAGCCACGAUUACCACCUUUGAUAGCUCAACAGUUAGUUACUCUUUAUGAACAAGAAAAUAGAAUGGAUUCAUUACAGGCUAUUAUAAUUUUAUUGGAUGUUGAUUGCUUGGAUAUUCAUCAGGUAACAACGGUAUGUCGUCAGCGAGGAUUGUGGGAAGCGUUAAUACAUUUGCAAACAACAGCUCUAGGUGACUUCGCUGCUCCUAUACAUCAGUUAGUACCGGUUCUCCAAAGUUCCAUGACUGCUAAUAAAGAUUCACUAAAUCAGGACUGUAUAAGACUAGGAAAUGCUCUAUUAGUAUAUGCUAGUUGCUGUUUAGCUGGACGUGGAUUUCCCAGAGGAGAUCUUCCGGACAACGCAUCUCAAAGAGCAAAGACAGAUAUACUCCGGGCGUUACUCUCCCAGCACUCCAGCCUAGCAAAUGAUAUGGAAAGACAGUAUCCUUACUUAAGGACUUUGCUGAAGUUUGACGCGAGAGGUUUCCUGGACGUGAUUUCCAUAGCAUUUCAGGAAGCGGAAUUCACCUCGGAGAUGGGUUUGAGACAGAGGCAGAGACUAGUUGAUAUUUUAUUGACUAUUGUAAUGCCCAGCACACCACUCAGUCCAAGAAAUCCGGAUUAUCUCACGGAUGAGCAGAGAGCUCUAGUGCUAAUUUUUAUCGCCAAUGAAGUGGCAGAAAGUACAGUCACCCUUGAGGCAUCUAUUCUUAAUAGAGUAAUCGAAAUCCUUUCUACGGAAUGUUCGGAGUCCAGUUCAAGAGAUCAUAAGACUGAGAAGGAAAACACUGUUCUUCGUCUACUACAUUCCAAAAAAUUGAAUAGCAUCUCUGACAACACUCUGUUGAAUUUAGCACAGCAGGCUAACUUUAUGCGAGUCGCAGAACUACUAUACAGUGCCAGGGAAGAUUGGAUUGCUGUGUGUAGAUGCAUCGUAACUGAUUCAUCAAGAUUCCAGGAGCUUUGGUCUUGGUUGGAAAGACUUCCUACGUCAUCUCUUUAUUCUGUGAUAAUGGCCCAUUCUCCAUCGUUAGUAACAAUCGAUGCCCCACGAUUAGUCAACUUGAUAGCUGUUCGAAUGCCGGAUAAAAUUGUUAAGGUCUUGGAUAAAUUGAAAGACCAGCCAGAUUUGGAAUACGCUUGGUUAGCAGCUUUGUAUCAAGCCGCUCAGUAUAAAGAAGAGGAUACUAAGAUUGAAUUGAGUACAGAAUUACUUGAAAAAUAUCUGGAACUCAUGUGUCAAUUAUAUCCAGAUGAUGUUGUUAAACAUAUACAUGGUCCACAUGGUUGUCGUUUGAAUGAGGCUUUGAGGAUAGUUCGAGAAUCAAAUCAUAAAGAUGCAGAAGCUGUGAUGCUUGAGAAGCUGGGAAAUUAUCAGGAAGCUUUUGAUCUGCUUUUAAAAAAAUUGCAAAGUAGUUUUGAUGUGUAUUGCCAGAAUGAUAUUUCUGAUGAUGAGGUUGUCAAAGGUACCACACAGUUAGCUGGAUUAUGCAUAAGAUCUCUAGGAACUCUAGAUUGGAUGCCCUUAGUAGAAACAGUCCUUCGACCCAGUACAGAUAAUAACGACCAAAAAGUGGAAAGUCUUAGAGGGAAACUAUUAAGAAUUGUAUUAGAAUCGCUUAGUGGUACCACGGCACUGUCCACUGUAUUGGAACAAAUUCUUAAACAUCCACUAGCUACAAGUGGAACGAUAGGUGAUAUAAGGCAAUUGCUUACUGGAGUUCUGACGCAUACACGUUACGAACAAACGCUCGUUGAAGCAACAUCCCGAUUAGUAAGUCUGGAGCUACAUAAAGCUCUGAAAAAGACUUUAAGGGAUGCUGGAAAGGCAUGUUCAAACACAUCAACUAUUUGUCCUGUGUGUCGACAAGUGCUUUCUCAAUGUACGGAUUACUUGAUUGUUUUUCACUGUGGUCAUGGAUAUCAUGCAGAUUGUGUUGGCGAGCCCAAGAUGUGCUAUAAAUGUUUAAAUAAAAAAGGCUGGGCUCCUGUUGCCACAAACUUACCACCCACCACCCCAAAGCCCCCAGAGAGAAGACAAAUCCUGCCACCAGCUUUUAUGCAAUCUAGAGAUCUUACCCUGCGACUUGCUCCACCUACAUCCCUGACAGAUCUGGAGGGUAUACUUUAAAAGUCUAGUCCCAUAGAUUCCUUAUUUCAAUAUGAAACCAUUUAAAAUUAGUGUAUACCAUUUAAAGAAUUAGAAUUUUACAUUUCUUCCAUUGGAUCUCUACGUUCUCCCAUUCCACACCAUUUGAAGUAACAUUGGUGUUGUCAAAUAGUUUACACCCGCGUUACAAUAUCAAAUAUAAUAUUCCU